Messenger RNA from Syngnathus typhle (broad-nosed pipefish), 2007 nucleotides. RefSeq names its product mucolipin-1-like. Bases 316 to 2007 code for a protein of 563 amino acids. The record is from RefSeq and is a predicted model, not a curated record. NCBI's taxonomy places the organism in Eukaryota, Metazoa, Chordata, Actinopteri, Syngnathiformes, Syngnathidae. Gene Ontology annotation, molecular function: NAADP-sensitive calcium-release channel activity. Gene Ontology annotation, cellular component: lysosomal membrane; plasma membrane. The transcript has 13 exons.
GAGUAUAUUUUACAUACUAUUAAUAAUAGACAAUUAUUAUAUUUUGAUUUAUUCUAUGUGCAAUUGUCAUAUAGUUGACGUAAUGAGUCAACGUUUACAUUACGUCAUGUCACAUGAUGAAGUCACGUGUCAUCCAGGAAGCUGUGUUGUGUUUUCUACUCUGCCUCCGCCUGUCUGUACACCGCGAUGCGAUGUAUUCAUUAUGUAUCAAUGUGAACCGAAAAAUAGAAAUGAUAAAAAAUGAUCACCGUCCUGGCGAAGUUAUUGCGGUAAUAUCGAGUUCUUUGUCUCCCGUGUGACCGCCCGAAGAGCAUCAUGGCAUCACCGAGGUGCACUCAGGAGCUUUCCACAGAGAAUGACAGGCUACUCUCUUCCAAGGGUCUUAGCUAUGGGUCGCGGAACCUUCUUGAGGAUGGACAAAUGAGCUCUGAUUUGCACCAGCAUCACGAUGAAGAGGAGGAAGAAGCCCUGAGGAGGAAGCUUAAAUAUUUCUUCAUGAGCCCUUGUGAUAAAUAUCAUGCCAAGGGACGCAAACCAUUCAAGCUAGGACUGCAGCUGCUCAAAAUCAUCAUUGUUACAGUGCAGUUGGUGCUGUUUGGGCUAAGCAACCAGAUGGUUGUGACCUUUAAAGAAGAAAACACAGCCACAUUCAAACAUCUCUUCCUGAAGAAUUACCAGGACAACACUCCACAGGCUGUUCACACGCAGAAAGAACUGCAGAGCCACAUCACCUUUGCCAUUGAGCAGUAUCUAGCUCUGCCUCAGAUCUCACUGGGACAGUACGCUUAUGUACAAGGUGUCGGCUUCAAUGGAAGUGCACUCUCGCUCUGCCAGAGGUAUUACAGGAGGGGCGCCAUCGUCCCAGUCAAUGACACUUUUGACAUCGAUCCUCAUGUUAUCACCGACUGCAUCGGAAUCGAUCCGCCGGCUUUUGGUUUUGCCCCUGGAAAAAGUGACUACAGAAACUUCACUCUCAAUUUUUACAAGCUGAUCAAUGUCACGGUCGACUUCCGGCUGAAGGCUAUCAACAUACAGACCAUCAUAAACAAUGAAAUACCAAACUGCUACACCUUUGCGAUCACGAUCCUCAUGGAUAACCGAGCUCACAGUGGCAAAGUUAAGAUCAGUUUACAGAACCGAGCCUCCAUAAAGGAAUGCAAGGAUCCUAAUGUUUCCGGACAUGCGGAGAACUACGCCCGAGUGUUCUUCGAUGUGUUGGUCGCUCUCGUUUGUCUGCUUUCUCUGUUGCUGUGUGGACGCUCCAUCCUCAGAGGUGUUCUUCUGCAGCACGAAUACGCACAGUUUUUCCAGACCAGACUCGACCGUGGUGUGAGCUGCGGAGACCGAAUGGAGUUCAUCAACGGCUGGUAUAUUCUCCUCAUUGUCAGUGACAUGUUUACAAUCAUCGGCAGCUUCAUCAAAAUUGGAAUCGAAUCCAAGAAUUUGUCAUCAUAUGACUCGUGCGCAAUCCUGCUGGGAACGUCCACGCUUUUAGUGUGGGUGGGAGUCAUCCGCUAUCUCAGCUUCUUUCAAAAAUACAACAUCUUGAUUGUGACGCUCAGAGCGGCAUUCCCCAAUGUCAUCCGCUUCUGUUGCUGUGCAGCCGCUAUAUAUUUGGGAUACUGCUUCUGCGGAUGGAUCGUCCUGGGACCGUAUCAUACCAAGUUCCGCUCCCUGCCCAUGGUAUCCGAGUGCCUCUUUUCCCUCAUCAACGGCGACGACAUGUUUGUGACGUUCGCCGAGAUGGAGCAAACCGGCACGCUGGUGUGGAUCUUCAGCCAGGUCUACCUUUACACCUUCAUCUCCCUCUUCAUCUACAUGGUGCUGUCACUCUUCAUCGCGCUCAUCACCGGAGCCUACGACACUAUUAUGGCCCAAACGCAAGAGCAGGUUCGCAUCACUGAUCUUCAGGCAUUCAUCGCUGAGUGCACCGACACACCUUGCUCCGGCAAGUUCCGAGGUCCUGAGGGGUCGUCGUGCUCUUUUUUCUGCUGCUGUGAUUGGUGA